Messenger RNA from Brassica rapa (field mustard), 1366 nucleotides. Its product is annotated as UDP-glucuronic acid decarboxylase 6. Gene Ontology annotation, biological process: D-xylose metabolic process. Gene Ontology annotation, molecular function: UDP-glucuronate decarboxylase activity; NAD+ binding. Gene Ontology annotation, cellular component: cytoplasm. The record is from RefSeq and is a predicted model, not a curated record. Lineage: Eukaryota; Viridiplantae; Streptophyta; Magnoliopsida; Brassicales; Brassicaceae.
CUUAUUGCGGUCUCCCUUGUUUAAGCUAGACAAGUCUAGAAUGGUGAAAAGUCAAAACUCUUUGAGUCUUUGUUUUCUUUUUGAUCUAUCUUUUUCAUUCUUGAUAUAAUUUUUUUUGUUAAAACUUAAUUUGUAAGCGACGUUUGGUGAACCAAACUAAAAUUUGGGUUUGGUGCAAUCCUGUUGAUUGGAUUAUUCCUCUCACUUUUCUGUACAUCAUCGAGACUAGAAGACUAGUUGUGUACAGUUUUCGUUUCAUCAAGCUCCUAACUGCUAAUCAUCAGAGAUGGCAACGAAUGGAACGACGACGAAGCCACCACCGAUGCCUUCUCCUCUGCGUAAUUCUAAGUUUUUGCAGUCAAAUAUGAGGAUCUUGGUGACAGGAGGAGCUGGAUUCAUUGGUUCACAUUUGGUUGAUAGAUUGAUGCAAAACGAAAAGAAUGAAGUAAUCGUCGCUGAUAAUUACUUCACAGGAUCAAAAGACAAUCUUAAGAAAUGGAUUGGUCACCCAAGAUUUGAGCUUAUUCGUCAUGAUGUGACAGAACCUCUCAUGGUCGAGGUUGAUCAAAUCUACCAUUUAGCAUGCCCUGCAUCUCCAAUUUUCUACAAAUACAAUCCUGUUAAGACGAUAAAAACAAAUGUGAUUGGCACACUUAACAUGUUGGGACUAGCUAAGCGAGUUGGAGCAAGAAUUUUGCUUACUUCCACAUCUGAAGUGUACGGUGAUCCUCUUGUUCAUCCUCAAACCGAGAGCUAUUGGGGAAAUGUAAACCCCAUCGGUGUUAGAAGCUGUUACGAUGAAGGAAAACGUGUUGCAGAGACUCUGAUGUUUGAUUACCAUAGGCAACAUGGGAUUGAAAUACGCAUAGCGAGAAUAUUCAACACAUAUGGUCCUCGUAUGAACAUUGAUGAUGGUCGUGUCGUGAGCAACUUCAUUGCUCAGGCUCUCAGAGGAGAAGCCCUAACUGUUCAGAAACCGGGAACACAAACCCGAAGUUUCUGUUAUGUUUCAGACAUGGUUGAUGGUCUAAUGCGUCUGAUGGAAGGAGACCAAACCGGACCAAUCAAUAUAGGUAAUCCAGGCGAAUUCACGAUGGUUGAACUUGCUGAGACGGUUAAAGAGCUUAUAAAACCGGACGUGGAGAUAAAGAUGGUGGAGAAUACACCGGAUGAUCCGAGGCAGAGGAAACCAGAUAUAAGCAAAGCUAAAGAAGUUCUUGGUUGGGAACCAAAGGUGAAGCUCCGUGAAGGGCUUCCUCUUAUGGAAGAAGAUUUUCGUCUCAGGCUUGGCGUUCUCAAGAAAUGAACUGUGUUUUAAAAUUUCAUUUAAAUUUUGUGUUUUUAUCAGUCAUUUUUGAGUUUACUG